Messenger RNA from Rubroshorea leprosula, 2418 nucleotides. NCBI's taxonomy places the organism in Eukaryota, Viridiplantae, Streptophyta, Magnoliopsida, Malvales, Dipterocarpaceae. The record is from the annotation of a GenBank genome assembly.
GUAAUUGUAACCAUCCUAAAGCUCCUUUUUCAUUAGCCCAGAGAUAAACCCGAUUAUUGCUGACUUAAGCAUCGGAGUGUCUAUCCCGAGGAUCCACCUUGGGGCUUUGCAAGUUCAUCUGAAGUGAAGACGCAGAUUGAAGAAGGAUCUCUGGUUUGGUGUAACUACAUUUGACACCGUCUGUGGGAAUCCGAACUGAAAGCUUUCUUGUUGCUCUUUCAUCAUGGUUAACACUCGAUCAGUCCGAGCUGGAAAUCCAUCUCUGCCUCUUGGACAAGGUCAACUCCCCAACAACCUCCCACCUCAUCUUCCACCUCCGAUCCCAAAUAUGUUCCCUCAUGUUGAUCAUGUAGAAAGAGGAGAUGAAAACCAACCUCAUAACUCAGCUCACAACUCAACUUCCACCGCCAACCAAGACGUAGUUGCAGCUCAGCUUGUUGCCAUGCAACAACAGUUUGGUGUUUUUCAGCUAGUACUGGCUCAGCUUUUAGCUCGAAACAACCCUGCUCCAGCUCAACAACCCCUCCCUGAUGAGGUCACUCGACGUCUAGACAGUUUAGAAAAGUUGGUAGCUGAACAGCGAGGUGCCCCACCUCCACACCAUACUGCUGACUCUAUACCUCACCCUCUGAACACCAACAUCACACUAGAACCUUAUCCCGCUAGCUUCAAAAUACCUCAACUUGAGACUUAUGAUAGGACGAAGGAUCCCGAUGAUCACCUGCAUGCUUUCUACUCUUACAUGCAAGCUCAAAAUGCCUCUGACGCGUUGAUGUGCAAAAUCUUUCCCUCUACUCUCCGAGGUAAUGCUCGAACUUGGUAUUACAGUCUACCUCUGAGGUUAAUCAGCUCUUAUACAGAAAUGGUAUUUGCUUUUGCCACUAAAUUUUCCAAUAGAAGGUUGAUCAGGAAAACUACUGAGUUGAUGCGAGUUAAACAGAGGGACGGAGAAUCUCUGAAGAAUUACAUGAGCAGGUUUAAUGAUAAAGUACUGGAGGUUAGUUCCUUCGACCAAGCUAUGGGGAUUGCAGUUGUGAUCUCAGGUCUUAACCAUGAUAGAACCCAACUCCCUCCAAGAACCAAAACCCAAACUAGAGAGAUGAGAAUUCGAGCAGGAAAAAGAGAAGGAUGGCACAGAACCGAGAUUAAGAACAAGAUGGAUUUAAGGCGUCCUGGCCCAAUGAGAACUGCUGCCGCUAGCCAAGAUCAUACUGGAUAUUGUGAUUUUCAUCAAAAUCAUGGUCAUACAACAGAGCAAUGCAACAGCUUAAGGUUUGAACUGGAAAGUCUAGCUCAGAAGGGAAUGUUGAAUGAGUACAUUCAGAGAGCUGAACACCCGAGAUUUGUCAGAGAACAGAGGCCACAGCCUCAAGGAGUCCGCAAUCCACCAAACAGGCAAGGCAUAAUCGACCGAAAGAUGAAACCAGAGCUGCUCCAGUUGAAGAUGUCGAAGAAGUGUUCAUUAAUGAUAGAGAUCCGAGCCGAAAGAUGCAAAUUGGAACUAGAUUGCAUGCACCCAGAGGAAAAAGCAGAGCUAAUAGCUUUUCUCCGCGCUAACAACGAUGUCUUCGCGUGGACUUCGGUAGACAUGCCAGGAAUUCCACCUUCGGUAUCCCAACAUAAGCUCAGCAGCAAUCCAUUGAAGAAACCAGUGGCCCAGAAGCGACGUCUCUUUGGGGAGGAGAGGCUUCAGGUUAUAAAAGAAGAGGUAGAGAAGCUUCUACAAGCUGGUUUUGUCAAAAAAGUUGAUUAUUGCGAAUGGGUGGCUAACCCAAUGCUGGUAAAAAAGGCAAAUGGUAAAUGGCGAAUGUGCAUCGAUUACACAAAUUUUAACCAAGCCUGCCCCAAGGAUUGCUAUCUGAUGCCGAGCAUUGACAAACUGGUUGAAGUGGCUUCAGGAAACGAGAGAUUAAGUCUCUUGGAUGCAUAUUCUGGGUAUCACCAGGUGCCGAUGGCACCAGAAGAUGAAGAGAAAACCUUGUUCUAUGCUGGUGACGAAAUUUAUUGCUAUGUCAUGAUGCCGUUUGGCUUAAAAAACGCAGGUGCUACUUACCAGAAAAUGGUGACCAUUGUCUUCCAAACUCAGAUCGGUAGGAAUCUAGAGGUUUAUGUCGAUGAAAUUGUGGUAAAGAGCCUGAAAGCAGAAGACCAUCUAGCUGACCUCAAUGAAACUUUCAACAAUCUCAAGAAGAACAGAAUGCGGUUAAACCCAACCAAAUGCAUCUUCGGCGUGGAGUUUGGAAAAUUUCUAGGUUUCAUGGUUUUCCAAAGAGGAAUUUAGGUCAAUCCAGAGAAGAUCAGAGCAAUUGCCAAGAUGGAACUGCCGAAAUCAGUGAAAGAUAUAUAGAGGUUGAUUGGAAGGGUGGCAGCUCUUCAUCGGUUCAUAUCGAAGUCAGUAGAUAAAUGCCUGCCAUUUUU